UAAAGCGAAUGUGCAGUUCUCUACACAUUCUGUGUAGUUAUAGGCGAUCCACAUUGAGUUGUUUCGCUAAAGAUGUCAUUCUAGGUUUCUGCAAUUUCAACCAUUUUAAGCCUAACUUUACAGAAUACAUUGUUGAAGACAUUAAAACAAAAAAUACCACGGAGCGUACUUUUUCUUCAUGGAAAAAGGUAUUCUGUCAAAACCAUUUCGCACACCGACUGUGCACAUGAGGAAGAGCAAACUGAUAAAGGUUUCACCCAUCUUCUCUUCAAUUGGCUUAUCAGAUUCAUAAGCUUAGAAUUUACAAAAAAAAUACAAUCUCAAGAUCAAUGAGACACAGUAGUUUAUCUUCUGGCUCAUUUUUACUUGACCAAACCAUGACUCUAUUUAAGUCUAGUAGACCCACCUAGUAGCAGUAUUAGUGUCACAGUUCUUUGUUUUGACAUAUCAUUUUUGUCAAACAGCAAUAGUAAAUCACUCAUACUGGUUAUUAUGAGUGAUGAGAAUGCAUAUACCACUUCUGUAAAUGACACUAGUGGAGUAGGUGUAGAAGAAAAUGUGGUGGGACUGAAGGCGGGCUGCCAGUCCCCUGAGUCUGGACUGAGUCAGACUGGCAGCUCUGGUCGCUCCAAUGGAAAGAGAACUCGGUCUGGGGGCAAGUCCUCCCCCAAGUCCUCAAACUCCGAUGACACCGAUGCCCACUCGAGUGGGAACGACUCAGCCGAAAGAGAGGUGGAAGGUCACAUGGGACGUGAGACAUCAACCUGCAGCAGCUCCCAUAACGGGAAGGACUCUGCCAUGGAGACAACAGAGAGCAAAAGAGCCAACUCCCACAGCUCUUCCCCUCCCAACAGCUCUAUGGUCUACAGCCUGCUGAGUGGCAGCUCGGAGCAGGACCACCCGUCCACCAGCGGAUGCAGCAGUGACCAGCCAGCCCGGCUGCAGACCCAGAGAGAGCUGCUCAAGGCUCUGAAGGAGCUAAAGAUCCGCAUGCCUGCAGACCACUGGGCGAAAGGCCGCUCCAGCACCCUGGCCUCCCUGCAGUAUGCUCUCAACUGUGUCAAACAAGUCCGAGCGAAUCAGGAGUAUUAUCACCAGUGGAGUGUGGAAGAGAGCCACGGUUGCAGUCUGGACCUCUCUGCCUUCACCACAGAGGAACUGGACAACAUUACUUCUGAAUACACACUCCAGAACACGGACACGUUCUCAGUGGGAGUGUCCUUCCUCUCUGGGAAGUUGGUGUACAUCUCCCCCCAGGCCUCUCCCAUGCUGCGCACUAAGCCUAAUCGACUCCAGGGGACACUCUUCUCUGAGCUGUUGGCCCCCCAGGACGUCAGCACUUUCUACAGCAGCACUGCUCCCUGCCGCCUGCCCCCCUGGGCCUCCUGUACUGGUUCCAUGACCUCCCCUGUGGACUGCACCCAGGAGAAAUCCAUGUUCUGCCGUAUCAGUAGUGGGAGGGACAGUGAGGGGGAAGUGCGGUACUACCCCUUCCGUAUGACCCCUUACCAGCUAACCCUACGGGACUCCGACAUGUCCCAGCCACAGCCCUGCUGCCUGCUCAUCGCUGAGAAGGUGCACUCAGGAUACGAAGCUCCCCGCAUCCCAGCGGACAAGAGGAUUUUUAACACUAGCCACACCCCCGGCUGUCUCUUUCAGGAAGUGGAUGAAAGAGCUGUGCCGUUGCUAGGCUACCUGCCCCAGGACCUGGUUGGGACUCCUGUCCUCAUGUACCUCCACCCUGAUGACAGGCCUGUCAUGGUGGCCAUACACAAGAAGAUUCUCCAGUCAGCGGGGCAGCCCUUUGAACACUCGCCCCUGCGUAUGUGUGCCCGGAACGGGGAGUAUCUCACCAUAGAUACCAGCUGGUCCUCCUUCGUCAACCCCUGGAGCCGCAAAGUGGCCUUCAUCGUGGGUCGACACAAAGUCCGAACGAGUCCCCUGAACGAAGAUGUGUUUACUCCUAGUAUGGAGGUGGAGGUGCGGGCCAUGUCUCCAGAGAUCCCCAGGCUCAGUGAGCAAAUCCACCGUGUGCUGGUGCAGCCUGUCCACAGUGGUGCCUCCCAGGGCUACUGCAGCUCCCAUGGAUCCCAGCCACACAGGCCCAGCCCGGGCUCCUCAGGCAGCAGCAGCCCCUCCAUCAAGGGGAUCAUCCAGAUGACUAUCCAGAGACCACAGCAGAUGACAUUCCAGCAGAUGUGUAAGGACGUCCACAUGGUGAAGACCAAUGGUCAGCAGGUCUUCAUCGAGUCCCGCAACCGCCCACCGCUCCGCAAACACGCCAGCGCUGGAGACCUCGUGACGCCAGAGAAUUUAAACAAAGACUUGGGACCUAUUGGCGCUCUGGGGCCAACUAAAACCCUGGCCUCCGUGCAGUCAAGGAAAGAUCCGUCAGCCAACUACUCCUACCAGCAGAUCAACUGUCUGGACAGCAUCGUACGCUACCUGGAGAGCUGUAACGUCCCCAACACAGUGAAGAGGAAAUGUGGCUCCUCCUCCUGCACCACAUCAUCAACGUCAGACGAUGACAAGCAGAGGGAGUUGUCUGGAACAGCUAAAGAUCUCGAAGGGUCACAGGGUAAGGAAGGGUCUAAAGGAGGGCCACAGAUGAGUCCUCUGGCGCUGCACUGCAAGGCUGAGAGUGUGGUCUCUCUCACGUCCCAAUGCAGCUUCAGCAGCACCAUCGUCCAUGUAGGGGACAAGAAGCCCCCAGAGUCAGAUAUUAUCAUGAUGAUGGAGGAGACACCACCCACCACCACCGCCCCAGCCAUUAACAACGCCAUCACCACGGCAGUGACCCCCUGUCCCUCAACCUUUCCCAGCCCAGCAACACCCAGCCCUGCCCAGCCUGAGAGAGAGAGCCACAGGUCGGCUGGAUGCUCAGGCAGCCUGGGUCUGACCAAGGAGGUGCUGUCUGCCCACACCCAGCAGGAGGAACAGGUGUUCCUGAGCCGGUUCAGGGACCUGGGACAGCUCCGCAUGCUGGACCCCGGUCCUCCUCUGAGAGGACACACCACCACACCCAAAGGAGUGCACACCUCGAAGGACUACCCAGCAGGUGGUAACGGACGGAGGAGGGGCCGGGGGGCCAAGAAGCCGAAGCACCAGCAGGAGGGCUCCCAGCAUGGGGGCCGCCCCAAGACAGGCUCAGGGAUGAACAGAAGUUCCAGAAGGGAAGGGCAGGGGCACCAAGGCCCCAUGUUCCCCAUGGGUCAACCCCUAAUGAGACAGGGACCCCUGACCUCGUCCUCUUCCUGGCCCACCUCUGUGGCCAGCCUCCCUCCUGCCGUGUCCCAGUACCCUCCAGGAGUCCUGCCCUUCUUCCCCCUCUACCCCAACGUGCAACAACAACAACUCCUGGCCCACACCGGGGUGAACCCUAAUGCCAUGCAGAUGGGUUACCCCAGCCCCCAGCCAGGCUUCCAGUACCCCCUGCAUGCCAAUCAGAUUUCCAUGCCAAUGGCUCCCCCGAUGAUGGUUGUUCUGCCCAACUACAUGUUCCCUCAACUCAAUGGAGGUGUACCACAGCUCAACCAGCUCAAUACAGCCAUGCCUCAGUAUAACACAGCCAUGCCUCACCUUAACCCCAGUAUCCCUGGUAUGGCACAACUUAACCAGGCACUACCGCAGUUCAACCAGGCUAUCCCACUACCACAACUCAAUCCUGUCUUAGCUCAAUUCAACCCUUCUGUGACGCAGAUGAAUGGCAUGCCUCUAGCUCAACACAACCCGUCACAGGUCAAUCCUGCAUUACAGGUCAAUCCUGCUUUGUCGAUGAUCCCACAACAUUUUCACAAUCCCAACCCAACAUUACCUUUCCCAAAUCCCAUUCCGGUGCCCGGGCUUCCUUGCUUUGCCUUACCCAGGAUUGAUCCCACUUUUGUCCCACGUGGCAACUCCCGCUCCAGCACCCCUCAGUCCACAUGCCAAUCCCCCCUGGAGGGGACCAACUCACCCCUCUUCCAGUCACGAUGCUCCUCCCCCCUCAACUUGCUGCAGCUGGAGGAGUUGCCAGGCAACAGGCAGGAGGGCAUGUCAACAGGGGCGCAGCAGACCCCACCCCCACCUGGCUCGUCGUCUCAGGUCGGAGGUCAAAGCUCUGUUAACCGCAACAGCAACAUGAAGGGUGAUGCCAAAGAGUACGAUAAUGCUGAUGUUGAUAACCAGGACGUCAUGUCCACCUCCAGUGACCUGCUGGACCUGCUGCUGCAAGAGGACGCCUGCUCAGGCACCGGCUCGGCUGCCUCUGGCUUCGGGUCCUCUGGCUCCGGGUCCUCUGGCUCCGGGUCCUCUGGCUCUAAUGGAUGCAGCACCUCAGGGAGUGACACGAGAAGCAGCAACACCAGCAAGUACUUUGGCAGCGUUGACUCAUCGGAGAACGACCAUAAGCAGGCAGCAGGCGGGGCUGAAGAGGCCCAGCUCAUGAAGUAUGUCCUUCAGAACCCUGUUUGGCUCCUCAUGGCCAACACAGAUGACAAGGUUAUGAUGACGUACCAAAUGCCCACCAGGGACAGGGAGACUGUUCUAAGGCAAGAUCGUAUGGUACUGAGGGUGGUGCAGAAACAGCAGCCGCACUUCACUGAGGAGCAGAAGAGAGAGCUGAUCCAGGUCCACCCCUGGAUGGGCACCGGACGCCUGCCACAGGCCAUCAACAACCCUACUUGUACCGGGUGCGGUUCUCCUCCAGCUACCUCCGCCCCCCGGACCUUUGAUGUGGAGCUACAGGACAUGGAUCUGACUGGGGUCCUCCAGCUACAGGAAGAGGCUACCGCACACACAGAGACACAUGUUACCAUGGCAACAGACACUUCCAUCUCUCCACCACAAGCCCCCCAGACAGAGACUAAGGGGGGUGAGGCUGAGAGGCAAGGGGAGCAGGAAGGAAACUGUAAGGACACCAGAGUGAAGGAGUUGGAGGUAACAUCCUCAUCAUCUGUAACAGAGAAAGGGGACUCUGUGGCUGUAAACGGCAACUGAGAACUUCUAUAUGGCCAAUGACUCUAAACCACAAUGCAUUGGGACAAACGGGGGCCAAGCUCACGGUCAAUGUGUUGUGUUGGAACAAAGAAGUGAAAAUAAGGAGUCAAAGAAUACCUGUUCCUGUCUAAACACAUGGAGAAUGUAGCUCAAUGUAUAUUGCAUCUAAGAAGGUGUAAAUAUUUGAUGUAUUUCAAAUGGAAAUUGGAAAGAGAAGCCCUUGGUAAAUAUUUAAUUGGCAUGUUUGGUGCCUGGUCUGCUGGACUGAAGACAUGUUCCAUUUGUAAUUCACUGCUUUGGGGUUUUUCUCCCCUGUAGUGACAAUUUGGUAGUUUACAAGUUAUUGCGUGUAUCAACGCAAUGUAAUUUAAUAGUCCAAUGUCCAUAUUGGAAAAUUAUGUCAAAUCAGUCAUAAAAAAAAUGAAAUCCAAAAUUCAUGUUGAAAAAUAUAUUUGGUAGAAUUCUUUUUAAUAUUUUCAAAGUAAUUUCAGUUAUUGUACAGUGUGUUUAUUACAGUAUACCAACCAAGAGCAGGCAUACUACAGUUUUUGUGGGCUGUAAUGUAAUGUUCUGAAUGGUUCAUUUUAUUGUAAUAUAAUUUUACACUGCAAUGCUUGUAACAAGAAGUCACGUUUUAAGCAUUAUUGGGCAAACAUCCUGACUAUUUUGUCUCCUCCAGAGAAAUACACAUUUUCUAAAGACCAUGUUAUUUGUUUGCAUCGUUAUGGGUAUUUCUGUACAAAAAAGGUAUCUUUGAUUUGUCAGGAGUGGAGAUGGGUGUUCCCAUGGUAACAGACCCGAUGGAGCCAGUCUUGUUGAUUGGACCAUACAGUGAUGUGAGAGCGUGGGGAGAAAAGGAGCAGGGGCUGACUAAGCUUUACAAGAGCAGGCCUUGAUCAUACAGAGUUGGUGAAUGCCAAUAUGUUCUGCUACCUCUUAUUCCCUCACUUUUUCUCCAUUUCAUUAGUGUAAAUAAAAUGAUAGUCACUAUUAUUACAUCUCUUUGGAGGAUUUUGUUAUGUAAUAUAAAAAAAAAGAAAUAUAA
Messenger RNA from Oncorhynchus mykiss (rainbow trout), 6022 nucleotides. RefSeq names its product period circadian protein homolog 1. Gene Ontology annotation, cellular component: cytoplasm; nucleus. Gene Ontology annotation, biological process: entrainment of circadian clock by photoperiod; circadian regulation of gene expression; negative regulation of transcription by RNA polymerase II. NCBI's taxonomy places the organism in Eukaryota, Metazoa, Chordata, Actinopteri, Salmoniformes, Salmonidae. Gene Ontology annotation, molecular function: transcription corepressor binding; transcription cis-regulatory region binding. The record is from RefSeq and is a predicted model, not a curated record.